Westerdykella ornata is the source of this 429-nucleotide messenger RNA. RefSeq lists its product as uncharacterized. Gene Ontology annotation, cellular component: DASH complex; mitotic spindle midzone; mitotic spindle pole body. The coding region runs from base 1 to 429 and encodes 142 amino acids. The transcript has 3 exons. Gene Ontology annotation, biological process: mitotic cell cycle; attachment of spindle microtubules to kinetochore. NCBI's taxonomy places the organism in Eukaryota, Fungi, Ascomycota, Dothideomycetes, Pleosporales, Sporormiaceae. The record is from RefSeq and is a predicted model, not a curated record.
AUGUCAUAUACAGGACGGCCGCUUCCCUCUCACAUCCGCAACCCUUCCACCUCCCUCGGAGCAUCACAACCUGCCACCCAAUCGCCUGUGCUCGUUGCCCGCAUCGCUGAGAAGAAGGCGGAGCUGGCGAACCUCAAGGAACUCGAAGCACUGAGCGCGGGCCUUGCCGACCAAAUGCAGACACUGGCGGACAAGUUGUCAACGUUAUCCGAUGGGACAGAAACGGUCGCUGCAGUGCUGUCGAAUUGGCACAAUGUAUUACGCGCUAUCAACAUGGCGUCCACCAAACUGCCGAAGCCAAAGGACGAGGAAGGUGGAGAACGCAGAACCGCAUCCGAACUGCCGCUUCCCAAGACACUUGUCCGCAUACCCACGCAACAUGCUCCCGCCUUACUUUCGCAAACAAAGGCACCAAGGGGCGCUGAAUGA